This is a messenger RNA of Sardina pilchardus (European sardine), 270 nucleotides long. Its product is annotated as olfactory receptor 52I2-like. The record is from RefSeq and is a predicted model, not a curated record. Gene Ontology annotation, cellular component: membrane. Lineage: Eukaryota; Metazoa; Chordata; Actinopteri; Clupeiformes; Clupeidae. The coding region runs from base 1 to 270 and encodes 89 amino acids. Gene Ontology annotation, molecular function: olfactory receptor activity; odorant binding. Gene Ontology annotation, biological process: detection of chemical stimulus involved in sensory perception of smell; G protein-coupled receptor signaling pathway. The transcript has 2 exons.
AUGGCUUUUGAUAGAUACAUAGCUAUAUGCCACCCUCUUAGAUAUCAUGCAAUUAUGUCCAAAGCUGCAGUCAAAAUUCCUCAAAGCCCUGUAAAUCUGAAGAAGUUCAUGGCAAUGUCAUUUGUGUUAUUUCCUUCUUGUCUCAAUCCAAUCAUAUAUGGAGCAAAAACAAAAGAGAUCAAGCAGAAGAUAAUACAGUUAUACAACCACAAAAUAUUUCACAGAAAUGCUUUGGGAAAACUGAACACAGUCAACUCAAUAACUGGGUGA